AUUUCAGGGCCGGUUUCAGCUGGAGCGUUGCCUUGGAAACGACGAAGCUAUAAAUACAGUUGCUACCACGGAGCCGGCCUUUGACUCAGUCUCAGCUGGUAAGCCGAAUAGCAGGGUGUGAAGACGCCGCUUAGCUGGUCAGGGUAGCACAGUACAUUUUUAUUUCCAGGUUUCCCGUCUAAUGGACACACUCUUUGUAAAUGCUUUUUAAGAAAACAGAGUUGAGGAAAGCGCACACUGGCUUCUCAGCUAGCCCAGGCCUAGAGUCCUAUCUGAAAGAUUUCAACUUCACCGGCGAACCGCCUUGGCUGCUCUGCACCUGAUUAAAAUUUGGAUAACCCCAGCUCAUUAUCGUCCACAGUUUUGAGACCCGUUUCUUAAAAGGAAGCGAAAAUAAAAGAACCUGUGAGACCAUGAGUUACUUCGCUCCAGCGGACUUUGACUUCACCUUCUUGGAGGAGGGGUUCUGCGCCCGUGACCUCGUCGAGCAGAGGAUCAACGAGUUGUCCUCGUCGGACGACAAAGAUGCCUUCUACGUGGCGGACCUGGGGGACGUUCUGAAGAAGCACCUGAGGUGGGUGCGUGCCAUGCCUCGUGUCAUGCCCUUCUACGCCGUCAAGUGCAACGACAGCCGAGCCGUUGUCAUGACGCUUGCCUCCCUGGGGACGGGGUUCGACUGCGCCAGCAAGACUGAGAUCCAGCUGGUGCAGUCUCUCGGGGUGGACCCCAGCAGGAUCAUCUACGCCAACCCCUGCAAGCAGGUGUCCCAGAUCAAGUACGCCUCUGCCCACGGGGUCCAGAUGAUGACCUUCGACAGCGAGGUGGAGCUCAUGAAGGUCGCUCGUUGCCAUGAAAACGCCAAGCUGGUGCUGCGCAUCGCCACGGACGACUCGAAGGCGGUUUGCCGACUGAGCGUGAAGUUUGGCGCGACGCUGAAGACCAGCCGUCUGCUCCUGGAGCGCGCGCGGGAGCUGGGCCUCGACGUCGUCGGCGUCAGCUUCCACGUGGGCAGCGGCUGCACUGACGCAGAGACCUACAGCCAGGCCAUCUCAGACGCCCGCUGUGUCUUCGACAUGGGGGCCGAGCUGGGCUACAACAUGACCCUUCUGGACAUUGGCGGGGGAUUCCCUGGGUCCGAUGAGUCCAAGCUGAAGUUUGAGGAGAUCACGGCGGUCAUAAACCCGGCGCUGGAUAAGUACUUUCCGGUGGACUCCGGGGUCCGAGUAAUCGCCGAGCCGGGCCGCUACUACGUGUGUUCAGCCUACACGCUGGCCGUCAACAUCAUCGCUAAGAAGGUGGUCAUGAAGGAGCAGACGGCCUCUGACGAUGAAGACGACGGGGCCAAUGACAGGACCCUGAUGUACUACGUGAACGACGGCGUCUACGGCUCCUUCAACUGCAUCCUUUACGACCACGCCCACGUCCUGCCGUGUCUGCACAAGAAACCCAAGCCGGACGAGCGCACGUACCCCUGCAGCAUCUGGGGCCCGACCUGCGACGGGCUGGACCGCAUUGUGGAGCAGUGCAUCCUGCCGGACCUGCCGCUUGGUGAAUGGAUGCUGUUUGAGAACAUGGGGGCCUACACUGUGGCCGCAUCCUCCACCUUCAACGGCUUCCAGAAGCCUGACAUCCACUAUGUGAUGUCCCGGAGUGCGUGGCAGCGCAUCCAGCAGAUCUCCGCUCAGGGGCUGCCCGCCCCCGUGGAAGAGGCCUGUCCCAGCGGUAUCCCAUCCUGCUGUGGACGAGAGAGCAGCCUGGAGCUGCAGGCCAAGCCCUGCCCCGCCCAUGUGCUGUACUCAUUCCCAUAAUACACAGCAGGGGGGGGGGGGUCUGACUGUGUACUUGCCUGUUUCAAAGACCAGUUACUUGACUAUGAAGGGCAAGAGACAGGUGUGUACGGUCACCCUUUCUCAAGGAUGUGGGGGGGGGGCAUUUUUAUUUUUCUGAUCAGUUGGCCAGUUGUUUUUUGAGAACCUUACUGUUUUAACCCAGAUGCAGGGUCGGUGGGUGUGUCAUAAGCUCUCAUCCCUGCAUUCUGGUAGCGGAAGGAAGUGUUGAGCGGUAGAGCCAAGUACUUGUGGGCCCCCCAAAGACGUUUGGUCUGAGAAUCAGUAUUGCCGUACAAAUCACAUUCCAUGUCUCUGUGUGAAAGACUUGAGAUCUUACCCCUGAAAGUGGGGGAGGGUUUCAAAAUAAAUUUAAAAAAAUUUAGUGACCUCCAUUUCAAGGGUGGUUGGGGAUGAUGACACUGCUGUGUGCAGAGGUGUCUUGAUCCAUUAACUGACUCCGCUCCAUGUGGCCUGAACACCCAUAGGGUAACCCCCCCCCGCUUCCAAGUCUGGCUGCUACAGACCUAUUUAAAUAUUUAAUUUAAAUAUUUUUACAUUUAAAUUAAACUCAAACUUUCAUACAGUAAUGUUUUUUCAGGGGACAUGCAAACUUGCCUUUUUUUUCUGUUCUAGCCCCCCUCAAGUUUUUUGUUUCUACUUUAAAGAUGUUAUUAAUAUUAAUAAUGGUGAUGAAGAAAAGGAAAAAAAUACAAAUGAUGUACUGAAAUUUGGAUAAGAAAGCGAUGGGAUCACACGAUACAUUUCCAUUUCUUAUGGAAGCUUUUUUUUUUUUAAAUAAAAAAAAGAUUUUGUAUUUUUUUAUAAAUAAAAUGUGUAGACACAG
Molecule: messenger RNA, 2673 nt
Organism: Conger conger (European conger)
Lineage: Eukaryota; Metazoa; Chordata; Actinopteri; Anguilliformes; Congridae
Product: ornithine decarboxylase-like
Exons: 11
Coding region: 414-1808 (464 amino acids)
Cellular component (GO): cytoplasm
Molecular function (GO): ornithine decarboxylase activity
Source: RefSeq, a predicted model, not a curated record